UACUAAGACUGCAUUUACAUUUUCACCUCAUUUCAAAGUAGUUCGAGCUUGGUUUACCUAAAAUGAAGCAACAAUCUCUGUUUUCAUUUUCACUUCUCCUUCUCUUCCUCCACUGCAGCACCGAAAUUUUUGCUCAGGCACCAGCUGCAGCUCCAGUCAUACAGCCACCACCAGCAGCUCCAGUAAAGGCACCGCCUGCACCACCUGCACAAGCACCAUCAGGAGUACAAGUACAACCAGCACCUGGCCCUCUCGAUGUGGUUAAAAUCCUUGGAAAGGCUAGCCAUUUCACAGUGUUUGUUCGCCUACUGAAAGCUACACAAGUUGAUACAGAAUUAUUCUUGCAACUCAACAACACCAACAAUGGAGCAACCAUCUUUGUACCAACUGAUGGUGCAUUUUCAGGCCUCAAAGUAGGCACUCUGAAUUCCUUGAGCGAUGGAGAAAAGAUUGAGUUAGUGAAGUUUCAUAUAGUGCCUACGUUUAUAUAAUCUUCACAGUUCCAGACUGUGAGCAAUCCUGUCAGGACAUUGGCAGGAGCAGGUCACAGGUUUGCGCUUAAUGUGACUACCGGAGGCAGUACAGUGAACAUAACUACAGGACUGACCAAUACCACAAUUUCUGGCACUGUAUACACCGAUACCAGGCUUGCUAUUUAUCAGGUUGACAGGGUUCUACUUUCUCUGGAUAUGUUCACUCCUAAGCCUCCUGCUCCAGCUCCAUCUCCGGCGGCACAGGCACCAGAAAAGCCUACGAAGGCUCCCAUUGUAGAGAAUCCUGUUGCCCCUAAGGAUCUCUCUGGGUCAAUGAGUUUAUUUGUGCAGAAUAAUGUGGUGUUUCUUGCAGCUGGUAUAGUUUGUGCAUUGCUUCCCUUGUGAGGUAUGUUGCAUUGGGAGCCCUUUUGUUGUUGUUCUAUAAAUUGCGGCAGCUUUGGAUUCUUGAACGGUAUUUAUAGAGAUGGUCAGUGAUCUUGAAUAAUCACCAUUUUUUUUCGAAUCUAUAUUCGUAAUCAUUAUUGUUUCUGGUUAUGUGUACAAUA
This is a messenger RNA of Ricinus communis (castor bean), 1039 nucleotides long. Its product is annotated as fasciclin-like arabinogalactan protein 12. The coding region runs from base 63 to 491 and encodes 142 amino acids. The transcript has a single exon. NCBI's taxonomy places the organism in Eukaryota, Viridiplantae, Streptophyta, Magnoliopsida, Malpighiales, Euphorbiaceae. The record is from RefSeq and is a predicted model, not a curated record.